AUGUUACACAGAACGCUAAGGCUCCGCUUUCAGGUUUUGGUCAAGCCAAGUUUGAGAUAUCUCUCUUCCGCAGACCCUCCUAAAGGAGAUUCUAAAUAUAGAGCGAUGAGUCCUACAAUGGCUCAAUCUUUCGGCAAGCAAUUCACUGAUGAGGAAAUUGAGAAAUAUAUUGAUCCCAGAGGGUUUACGAAGGAAAUCGAUAUGGAAAAUUAUGAGGAGGUUGAACCAAACCAAAAAGAUGGCAAUACAGAGAAGAAAGAUGAGAAUAAUGCGGAAGGAUACAAGUUCAAGCAUAAUUACAAGUAUAAGGAAUAUGGGUUCAAGCACAAGGGCCCUGAACCUACAAGACAUGGAGAUUGGGAAAUCAAAGGAAGAUGCUCAGAUUUUUAA
Moneuplotes crassus is the source of this 390-nucleotide messenger RNA. Lineage: Eukaryota; Ciliophora; Spirotrichea; Euplotida; Euplotidae. The record is from the annotation of a GenBank genome assembly.